Molecule: messenger RNA, 7224 nt
Organism: Etheostoma cragini (Arkansas darter)
Lineage: Eukaryota; Metazoa; Chordata; Actinopteri; Perciformes; Percidae
Product: IQ motif and SEC7 domain-containing protein 1-like
Exons: 16
Coding region: 450-4175 (1241 amino acids)
Biological process (GO): actin cytoskeleton organization; regulation of ARF protein signal transduction
Molecular function (GO): guanyl-nucleotide exchange factor activity; protein binding
Source: RefSeq, a predicted model, not a curated record
AGCUGCGCUCAAUGCGACCUGCAGAUUCAUAAAACUUGAAAACCCCGCCUACCUGACAGCCAGCGUCUGUUUACCAAAAGUCAAAGGAACAGCAUGGAGCGAAACAAGAUACGUAGGAAAUGUGCUGCCAACUGGGAGAACAACCAGACUUAGAGAUAGCCAGCUACGAUGCUCAUAAUGUAGUCUGUCACAUCUGAGUGAUACCGACGCCCGCUGACAUUUUCAGCCUUGUGACGUGAUUAGGAGCUUCUAGUUUUGUGUGCCGUGGGACUUCUAAACGCGCGUACCCGGGGCGUAUUUCUGCUUCUCAAUGAUCACCCACGCCGUUUUAAAAAACACAAUGGCGAGGCAUAAAAGGAGCAAUCUACUGAUUUGCUGCGUUUAAACCUAGUCUGGACUACUGUGCACAGAACCGUGUCACCGGCUUCUGCGAUACAACAGGGGACCCCAUGCAGCGCACUCGGAGCGACAUGGAAAGCCCAUCCGAGAACCCUACCAUGGCUGUGGAAUAUUUGAAAGAGCUUAACAAGAUCAUUGAGACCCAGCAGGAGUUGCUGGAGAGGCAGAGAGGAAGGAUAGAGGAGCUGGAGCAGCAAGUGUCCGACUUGUGCAUUAAGAACGCCUGUCUGAAGGAGCAGUACCAGCGGCACCUGGCAACCUGCAGGCUGCUCACACUGGGAGCCAUAAAGGAGCAUAUCACACAGGAAAAGUCUGAAUGUGACUCUUCCAGAAUGGUCAGGAGACAUGCCUCCCUACCUGUCGAAGUCACAGAGGUUCCUGGGAGGUUAGUGACUGCAGGCUGCAGAAGAGUCGUCCCCUGCCGCAAAUGGAAGUCGGCGUCCUUUGGUGUGGAAGGGGAUGGACGGCCCAAUGAGAGUGGCCCUUCCCUGGAUGGUGGAGCCAGCUACGGCCAGGGCCCGGUGACUCACGGCUCAGCCAUCAGCCCUGACCGAUUUGACAGCCCACUUUACAGCCACGGGGUCCAGCCUGGUCCUCAGAGACCCCGUCGGCCCAAGCUCCAGCACUCGCAGUCCAUCCUCCGUAAGCAGGCUGAGGAGGAGGCCAUUAAGCGGUCCCGCUCGCUCUCGGAGAGCUAUGAGCUCUCUGCUGACCUCCAGGACAAACAGGUGGAAAUGCUGGAACGUAAAUAUGGUGGACGAUUCAUAACUCGGCAUGCAGCCCGCACCAUCCAGACAGCCUUCCGCCAGUAUCAGAUGAACAAGAACUUUGAACGUCUCAGAAGCUCUAUGUCUGAGAACCGUAUGUCCAGACGCAUUGUUCUCUCCAACAUGAGGAUGCAGCUCUCGUUUGAGGGCCCUGAGAAAGUGCACAGCUCCUACUUUGAAGGGAGACAGGUGUCCAUGACAGAGGAUGGCACUCCGCUGUCCAUGGUGCAGUCUGAAUGUGGAGAUAUAGAGGUCCAUCAACAAUCCAACACGGCACCUCACCCAGCCCCACAGGGUGACCUGACAGAUGCCAUCACGGAGCUGGAGGACGCCUUUUCCAGGCAGGUGAAAUCUCUGGCUGAGUCGAUAGAUGAUGCACUGAACUGUCGCAGCCUUCAGGGCGAUGAGGGUCCUGACCCAGAGACCAUGGGCUGCUCCAAGGUGGAAAGGGAAGUGCCCUAUCAAGUGAAGUCCCACCGCAGGGCAGCUGGAGGAAUGCACGACGAAACGUUGGCAUCCUAUAGCGAUGUCACUCUGUUCAUCGAUGAGGAGGACAUGUCCCCCUCUAUUGCUCUGUCGAGAUCAGGGGACCAGCCCUCCAGCACAGAAUCAGACUUGCGGUUGCGGUCAGUCAACUCCUCCCAGGACUACUGGCCUAUUGACCCCAAAGAUGAGGGUCGUGACACAGACACGAGCUGCCGCAGCACUCCUUCUCUAGAGUGCCAAGAGCAGCGACUUAGAAUGGACCAUCUUCCUUUGUUGACCAUAGAACCUCCUAGUGACAGCUCUGCAGAGCUCAGUGACCGGUCUGACCGGGGCUCUGUCAAACGGCCGCCUGUGUAUGAACCUCACAGUCACAUUGUAACGUCAUCCCAGGCGAGCCCUAAACACAUUUCCCACGGACCCCCACCGCGAGCUUCCUCCCGUGACGAUGAGCCACCUCUGCGCCACCGCCAGCGGCAACUGGAAAGCCACUUAGCCAUCAACGGCUCAGCCAACAGACAGAGCAAGUCAGAAUCUGACUUCUCGGACGGGGACAACGACAGCAUCAACAGCACAUCCAACUCUAACGACACCAUCAACUGCAGCUCCGAGUCCUCGUCGAGAGACAGCCUACGAGAGCAGACGCUCAGCAAGCAGACUUACCACAAAGAGACGCGCAACAGCUGGGACUCGCCCAUCUUCAGUAAUGAUGUUAUUCGCAAGAGACACUACCGGAUCGGCCUGAAUCUCUUCAACAAGAAGCCGGAAAAGGGGAUCCAGUACCUGACUGAGAGGGGAUUCAUCCCUGACACACCGGUUGGCGUGGCUCACUUCCUGCUGCAGAGGAAGGGGCUGAGCCGGCAGAUGAUUGGUGAAUUUCUUGGCAAUCGACAAAAACAGUUCAACAGAGAUGUCUUGGACUGUGUGGUAGACGAAAUGGACUUCCAGAGUAUGGAGCUGGACGAGGCUCUCAGGAAAUUUCAGAAUCAUAUCCGUGUUCAGGGUGAAGCCCAGAAGGUAGAGCGGCUCAUCGAAGCUUUCAGCCAGCGCUACUGCAUCUGUAACCCUACAGUGGUGCGGCAGUUCAGGAACCCUGACACAAUCUUCAUCCUGGCAUUCGCCAUCAUCCUCCUCAACACUGACAUGUACAGCCCCAACGUCAAGCCCGAGAGGAAGAUGAAGAUGGAGGACUUUAUAAAGAAUUUAAGAGGUGUAGAUGAUGGGGAAGAUAUCCCUAGGGAGACUCUGGUAGGCAUCUAUGAGAGGAUCCGUAAGAGAGAGCUCAAGACCAACGAAGACCACGUCUCGCAGGUGCAGAAAGUUGAGAAGCUCAUUGUAGGAAAGAAACCAAUUGGAUCACUCCACCACGGCCUAGGAUGUGUGCUGUCGCUGCCCCAUCGCCGGCUGGUGUGUUACUGCCGUCUGUUUGAAGUGCCAGAUCCCAACAAGCUCCAGAAGCUAGGCCUGCAUCAGCGGGAGAUCUUCCUGUUCAAUGACCUCCUAGUGGUGACUAAGAUUUUCCAGAAAAAGAAGAACUCGGUGACGUACAGCUUCAGACAGUCCUUUUCGCUGUAUGGGAUGCAAGUCAUUCUGUUUGAAAAUCAGUAUUACCCAAAUGGAAUCAGACUUACAUCAGUGAUUCCAGGUGCGGACAUCAAAGUCCUCAUCAACUUUAACGCGCCCAACCCCCAGGACCGUAAGAAGUUCACAGACGACCUACGAGAGUCCAUUGCCGAGGUCCAGGAAAUGGAGAAAUACAGAAUAGAGUCUGAGCUGGAGAAGCAGAAGGGGGUGGUGAGGCCCAGCAUGUCGCAGAGCUCCGGUCUGAAGAAGGAAGCUGGCAACGGGAACAUGAACCGCGCAAGUCUGGAUGACACCUACACCAUGGGCGAGGGCCUGAAGAGAAGCGCCCUCAGCAGCUCCCUGCGAGACCUCUCUGAAGCAGGCAAGCGGGGGCGUCGCAGCAGUGCAGGAUCACUAGACAGCAAUAUGGAAGGGUCCAUCAUUAGCAGUCCACACACACGCCGGAGAGCCACAACGCCACGUGAGAGCGCACCCCGCGGGCAACCCUCCGUCCCUAACUCAGCAUCGACUUCCAUCCUUGGGUCGCUCUUUGGCAGCAAGCGAGGCAAACCGUCAUCCCAGAGCCACUCCCCUUUCCCUCAACCUGGUCAACCCACUCUCAUUUCCCACAAGCCCCACCCGACCAACCUGCACCACACAGCACAGGUAGCAAAUACGGUGCAACUCCACGGCCAACAUUCACCGUACUGCCAAGUCCCCCAGAACCCGCCGCCUUAUCACCACCACCACCACUACCACCCCCCUCCCCACACACAGUACCACCAGCACCCAGGCUACGGCGCACACGCACACCAACACCUCCAUUCCCAGCACAGCCAUUACAGCCAGCAUUCCCAACACGCCUCACACUCCCAGCAUGCUCCCCACCACCACAGUCAGCAAGCAGGUUCGGCACCUGGCGGACCCAAACCUAAACACAGUGGCAUCAGCACCGUAGUGUGAUGUUCCUAACACCGAGAGGAAAGAAAGAGCAGGGAACUUAAUGAAAGAGGGACAACUGCUUAAACCAAAGGGACUGACAGCAUAACUCUAUGGCCUGUCCACUGUGUUUUACUGCUGCUGUGAUGGAACCCAAUCACACGCGGUCACCUUUUUCACCUCCAGGUCCAACUGACAUGCAGGAUGGAAAUCGGACUUAAUUCUUCCAACAGGGGCCUUUUACUAGUUUGCCUGAUCAUGGGCAUGGCCCCGUCAGGGUGUUCUCUCACCAAGACGCUCCACACUGCUUCAUCCCUUCAGUAGCCUGUCUUACCUUCACAUAAUCAGGAGGAAAGAUGACCUGAGACGAGAACAUGGUUUUCUCUGUCACAUCGAUGGCAUCAUUUCUUAUGCACAGCCUUUCGGAAGUCAUCUUUCAACUCUUUGGUUCGCAGAUGCUAUCAUCAUAUGAAUGCAAUUUGUCAUUGCCUCCUGUAGAGUUCAUAUGUAGUGAAGAAGCUUGGUAUAAUCAUUUCACAUGAACUUAAAUCAAAGGACAGGUUAAACUUAGUGGACCGUCUCAGUCAUUGUAGUUCUAGUGCUGUAUUUAAUGUAGAUGACAGCUAUAUGUGUUUCUCCUAGCUCUCAUAAAUAAAUGUGCCAACUAUUAAUGCAUAAUCUAUUUAGUCAAUACUUCAUGUACAGUAUAUUGUGCGUAAAGUAAUUUAUAAUAAGAUUAUACUUACAAUUAUUAUUAUCAGCAAAACUUAUCAGUAUUAUACUGACUCUGUGGUAACAGGAUGUAGAUCUGAAAGGAGUGAACUCCCAUUCAGCGCGGCCUAUAAUCUAUUCUGGGAUUUUUCAAACGGAUCAGAAGGAGCCUCUGGGUGGCAGCUGUUGCAUAUGGGCUUUAAAACGCUGUGCUGUCACAGCUAAAGCCUCAAAGCAAACUUCCCCUGUCAACUCUCACAAAUGUUGAACUGGGCCGGUUGGUUGUUUUAAUCUCAAUUUACUGCUCAUACUGUAGCUGCUUAAACCGUAAAAAGUAAUGAAGAUUCAGAGUGAAAGACAUUUUGAAUAUGCUUCGAGGCUCAGUUCAAAUGUUACAAAUGGACCCACAGAACGCGUUGAACAUGUUGAGUCUGUUGCCUUUUUAAAAUAUGCGAUAGCUGCUCUCUUGACUCUGGAAAUCAAAAACAGAAACACUUUUGAAAUCUUCUUUUGCCUUCUUUAGUAUAUUGUUUUUUAUUCACCAAUGAGGUUUGGUGAGUGAAUAGAAUCAGUUCCUACAUAGUGAAGUAUUCUUUUCAUUGUUGUUCUGAUUUUGUACAUUAACAUCAACCAAGGUCUCCCUCCAAUUUGUGCGUUUUUCUCAUGUUGCGUCAUUAUUUAUUUAAUUUUUUGUUUUUGACCCCUGUCAGAGUCUUUCCCAGUAAAUUAAUGUGUGGCUGUCCUCAUGGUCUAAUGAGAGGUACAGACUUGGAGUUCAGUGGAAUGUCUAGUAAGUGAUUUUUGCAUGUAAUGUUGUUAAUGUGAGGCAAUCCUCUGCACAUUGUAUAACAAAUCAGUGUUACCAUAGCAAGUUUAAGUGCAAUCAUGUUGGAAAAUGCAGACUUGUACUGAGAGUGGAAGUCUGUUAUCUUGUUGUCUAUGAUGAGAUUUAAGUGGAAAAAAUUUCUUUUUUCAUUUAAAAAUAUAUAAAUACUUACUUACACAGUUCACAGUGGGAAGAGGAAUGUGUAUAUAUAUUUUAAUAAAAGGAAUAUGCUUCUCUUUGGGCUGAACAGAAAUAUUUUGCUGGAUAAGCACAUAUGAAAGGACACUUUCAUUUUUUUCAGGAAAUGCAGUUAUACUAUACACAAUGCAAACUGAACAAGUGAACUGGGUAUAUGUAAAGAAUAACUUUCUACAUUCUACAAAUAAGAGUCUAUUCUAGUGUGUAAAUUAGUGACAGUAAACUGUUUGUUCCAAUAUUCAGGUUGUAAAUGUAUUUUAACAUUCACAAAGAAAACCAUUGCCAUAAGUCAGGCUUAUUCUUACACAUUUAUCCUCAUGUGAAAUAUUAACAAAGAACGCUCAGAUGACAGACAUAUCACUUAUGGGACACUAAUGAUCAGUUGAAUGUGUCUUUUCCAUUGAUUUCAUAAUGUUUUGCUAUAAUUCUGAAAUCUUGGGAAGAUGUAAACCGAGGAAACUGUUUAUUUUGCUGCGUGUUGUAGUGCUUGAAAUGUCUACAGUCAUUCUUUGUGAGGAAGUACCCCAACAAUGCACUGCAUGGAUCAUCAUGUGUCCUAUUCACUGUGAGGGAGUGAAAAAAAUCAGCCUAUACAUUUUUGAUUUUUGGUUUUGAUUAAUUUGGAACUUCCUGAUGUUGAAGUGUUCUUGUUGCUCCGUGUUUAGGCUGAUAGUUAUAGAAGCUCAGCAUGCAUUUCAUCAACAAAGCCAUUGUGUACAUUACAAACAUUAGGAACAUUGCACUUCUGUUGCUGAGGGCUUUCUUUGUGUAAAUAUGGGACUGUGGUGUGCAAACUGAUGAACUGCUUGGAAGGAGGGUGUAUUGUUAUGAAGCUGUAAAGGGACCAAGAUGGGGGAGGGGGGGGGGUAAAGCAGCUGUACAUAACGUGUAUAUAUGAUCUAUUCUGAUAUCUGCAGUUAAGAUCAGGAUGUAAUAUCACCUCACGUAUUAGAGAGGUGAUUUAUGAACAUAUCGAUUGUCCUCCAGCUGUCGUAUACUGGCAUUCGCUGUAGAAAUAAAAAAAUAAAAGUCCGCUGCCAUUUACACCCAGCUCACUUUUCUUACAGUACAUGCAGCCCCUCACACACACACAUGCACACACACAUGCACACACCCACACACACAGAGAGACUAAUACAAGCAUCCUUCUGCAAGCUGUUCAGUCUGGCGUGAGAUGCAUUUAAAAAACAAAAAAAAAGGAAAAGACAAGAAUGGCCUCAUUUAUAUGUGCAUUCUGUUUGUACAGUGAGUAGUAAGUCAGUAAGACCCAAGUUAUUGUAAAACUUCAACUGUGACAAUGUUGAGAACGCAAAAUAAACGAAUAUAUGACUUAUGGUA